AUGGAAUUUUCCAACAUAUGUGCUUGUUGCUAUAAGCAAAAAAAACGAUGCAAACGUAAAGGAGAGUAUAGAGAAGAUCAGUUUCCUCAAUGCGCCAAUUGUAAGGUGACCAUGAAAGAUCCACCUAUUGAAUAUAACUUUAUUGAAGAAGAUGGUAAAGUGUACCUUGAUUUUGGUGAUGAAUUUAAAUUUGAAAUUUCACUAGCUCUAUCUGCUGUAUCAUCCAUUUACGUACCUCCCGUCCCUAUUAUUUUCACAAAUUCUGUCACUCAAUCGGGUUAUUUAUCGCAAUAUUAUACACUACCUGUCGCUAACUCCGUCUAUAAUAAUGGAGAUGAAAAUUUGUCUGACUAUUUUGUAUUUAAUGAGGAGAAUGUAAUUUACAAUGAUAAUAUGUAA
Scutellospora calospora is the source of this 399-nucleotide messenger RNA. NCBI's taxonomy places the organism in Eukaryota, Fungi, Glomeromycota, Glomeromycetes, Diversisporales, Gigasporaceae. The record is from the annotation of a GenBank genome assembly.